Dissoconium aciculare CBS 342.82 is the source of this 960-nucleotide messenger RNA. RefSeq lists its product as uncharacterized. The record is from RefSeq and is a predicted model, not a curated record. Bases 170 to 469 code for a protein of 99 amino acids. Lineage: Eukaryota; Fungi; Ascomycota; Dothideomycetes; Mycosphaerellales; Dissoconiaceae. The transcript has a single exon.
AAAAUGACAUAGAUGGGAUAUAGGCACGUGUGGUACGUACAGUAAAAACGAACUAUCACAGAAGAAUCUGUAAUCCGUUUGCAGCAAGGCGUUUGCCGCCCCGGGGAAAAUCAAAUAGCGCGCCAAAUUGCCUCCCAAUCUCACACGCACGUCGCGUCGUCGCCCGGCCAUGCCCUGCUCCGGGUCUAGCUUGGAGGAAGGCAGAGAAAUGAGCAUUUCUUCUGGCAAAGGACGGAAGAGUCAUCGUCCGCGAAAACACGCCCUCGUUCCCCUUUCGUACGAUGCUGUGACCCGCAUCAUAUCGAUCGCGUUCCCCAAGAUCCGGAAGCUCGUUGUUGCGCUCCUGUUCUUGGCGCUCAGCCCUCAGCCCGUCAUCUUGGCCAUUGCCCCUCGAGCCAAUGCUCGGCGGUCACCCCGGUCGACGCGGAUGGACGGAUCUCACGAAACAACAGAGCCUGUCGGAUGGUAGAGGGCUAUUGCGAACCGCAAAGAUCACCUUCUUUGAAGAACAAAAAUAAAUUCGAGAAGAAAGGCGCAUGGUAGGAGACAGGUUCGGGAUCAUACGACGUGCAGGCAUGUAAGGUGAUGCAAGUGUUCGUCUUCCGGGUACCUAUUGACCACCGUUGGCACGGCUUUGUCACAUCGGUCCAGUGACUACAGAGGAAUGAUGCGGUGUCUAGAGUUGCGGCAAAUCAUGUCCUGUGUGUAGGACGACGAGAUCAUUCAUUGUUCAUCAUUCUCUUCCUGACCUUGGCAGGCGCGUAUUCUCGUGAAGCUCCAUCUGGCACAAAGGCGUAUUUUCGUCGUUGCGCAAAAUGAUGUAGAAGUUAAUUUCUCGACUUCGUCGAUCGAGUCUACAUAUUCCACACGGCUCAUCGAAUACUGUUCGUUGCGCACACGUGCAUGCAAGCAAACGUUUGCAAGGCAGCGGCUAAAUGGAAGUCAUGAGGAAAUUAGCAU